Messenger RNA from Nannospalax galili (Upper Galilee mountains blind mole rat), 2646 nucleotides. RefSeq names its product cadherin related family member 3 (gene Cdhr3). Gene Ontology annotation, cellular component: catenin complex; membrane. NCBI's taxonomy places the organism in Eukaryota, Metazoa, Chordata, Mammalia, Rodentia, Spalacidae. Gene Ontology annotation, molecular function: calcium ion binding; cadherin binding. The record is from RefSeq and is a predicted model, not a curated record. Bases 1 to 2646 code for a protein of 881 amino acids. Gene Ontology annotation, biological process: homophilic cell-cell adhesion. The transcript has 19 exons.
AUGCAGGGGGCAGUCAUUAUUGUGGCUUUCCUGGGGGUUACUUCAGGAGGAGAAGCAUUACACCUGAUCCACCUGCCUGCCACCAGCAGUGUGGUAGAGAAUGCUCCACCUGGGACUCUGGUGCAUGAAUUUUCUGUGAAUUUAUCCGUAUCGCUGUCACCUGUGAUCCCAGGGUUUCCACUAGUAAUCAACCCAAGACCCUUCACUGAAGCCUUCAGGGUGAACAGACUGUCAGGCACCAACUUUGAGGUUGUCACCACUGGGAAGGAGCAACUAGAUUUUGAAACAGGACCAAAAACAUUUGAUUUGCAGAUUUAUGUUAAGGAUGAUGUUGGUGUCACAGACCUGCAGGUUCUGACUGUGCAGGUGACAGAUGUGAAUGAGCCACCCCAGUUUCAAGGCAACUUGGCGCAAGGUUUAAACCUCUAUGUAGUAGAAAGAACAAACCCUGGAUUCAUUUACCAAGUGGAGGCCUUUGACCCAGAAGACACAAGCCAGAACACACCCCUCAGCUAUUUCUUCAUUUCUCCCUCGAAGAACUUUAGAAUGUCUGCUAACGGCACUCUCUUCUCCACAACAGAGUUGGACUUUGAAGCAGGAAACAAAAGUUUCUACCUUGUUGUGGGAGUGAGGGACAGUGGGGGUCUUGAAGCCUCCUCAACACUCCAGGUGACCAUUGUGAACAUCAACGAUGAGAUCCCACGCUUUACCAGUCCAAGGAGAGUAUACUCCAUUCCAGAGGAACUGCGACCAGGAACCAUAGUAGCAAACAUCACGGCAGUGGAUCCUGAUGACACCGGCUUUCCCAGCUAUCUCCUCUACAGCAUCACUACCAUCAGCAGCUAUUUUGUGAUAGAUCAGUUGACUGGGACGAUCCAAGUAGCCCAGAGGCUAGACCGAGAUGCAGGUGAACUAAGACAGAAUCCUACCAUCUCCCUGGAAGUUCUGGUGAAGGACAGACCCUCCGGAGGUCAGGAGAACCGCAUGCAGAUAACCUUCAUUGUGGAAGACAUCAAUGACAACCCUGCAAUGUGCAGAAAGCUCACCUUCAGCAUUAUGCUGACUGAAAAUGCAGCCAACGGGACGUUGCUUCUGGACCUGAACAAGUUCUGCUUUGAUGAUGACAGCGAAGCUCCAAACAACAAAUUUAACUUCACCAUGCCAUCUGGAGUAGGGAGCAGCCACAGAUUUUCACAGGAUCCAGCUGGCUCUGGGAGAAUUGUGCUGAUUGGUGAUCUAGAUUAUGAAAAUCCUAGUAAUCUAGCAGCUGGGAAUAAGUACACUGUGAUAAUCCAGGUGCAAGACACUGCCCCUCCUUACUACAAAAAUAACAUCUAUAUUUCUAUCCUAACAAGCCCAGUAAACGAAUUUCCUCUCAUCUUUGAUAGACCAUCCUACGUAUUUGAUGUGUCAGAAACAAGACCAGCUAGAACCCGGGUUGGGCAAGUGUGGGCAACUGACGAAGACUUCCCCCAGAGAAGCGUGACAUACUCCAUCUCCAGCGGAGGGGCCAGCCUCCAGUACUCGAACAUAUUUUGGAUUAAUCCCAAGACAGGAGAACUCCAGCUAGUAACCAAAGCAGACCAUGAAACAACUCCCAUCUACAUACUCAGAAUCAAGGCCACCAACGGUGAAAACACAAGUUCAGUCACUGUUACUGUGAACAUCAUUGGAGAAAAUGAUGAGAAGCCGAUAUGUACCCCAAACUUUUAUUUCAUGGCCAUCCCAGUGGACCUGAAAGUCGGCACAAACAUUCAGAAUUUCAAGUUGACAUGUACUGACCUUGAUUCCAGUCCCAGAUCUUUGCGAUAUUCCAUUGGUUCAGGCAACAUCAACAGUCAUUUUACCUUCUCUCCUAAUUCUGGCUCCAACAUCACACACCUGCUGCUUGCAUCCCGCUUUGACUAUGCUGGUGGCCUUGAUAAGAUCUGGGACUACAAGCUGCUUGUCUACAUAACUGAUGACAACUUACUGUCUGGCAGAACAAGAGCCGGGGCUCUUGUUGAAACAGGGACAGUAACAUUGAGUAUUAAAGUCAUUCCUCACCCGACCACAAUCAUCACCACAGCUCCCAGGCCCAGGAUCACCUACCAGAUCCUCAGGGAAAAUGUGUACUCUCGGUCUGCGUGGUAUGUGCCUUUCAUCAGUGCUCUGGGCUCCAUAGCUCUUCUGGGUCUUCUGGGGUCCCUGAUGGUCCUGUUGGUCAAAGCUAUCUACAGACACUGUCCCUGCAAGACCAGGAGGGACAAGAAACCUCUGGCAAAGAAAGGAGGCACGAAGAAUAUGAAGAGAGAGGCUGAGGUGGAAUCUGUCCAGAUCAAUACUGUCUUUGAUGGAGAAGCCAUAGACCCAGUGACCGGGAAAAUAUAUGAAUUCAACUCAAAAACUGGAGCCAGAAAGUGGAAAGGCCCAUUAACUCAACUGCCCAAAUGGACAGAGUCCAGCCCCCAGCAGAGAGGUGCUGCUGAUGAAAAGAGGGGGCCACAGAAGAGCACCAUUGAGGAAAGAGGCCAUGCACAAGCCCAGGACGUCAGCCCCAGUUCCAGAAGUUGGAAGUAUGAGCUGGACACCCCAAAGAACAGAAACCCAGUGGGAAGGGCAACCCCUAAACACGCGGGAAAAUUACCUGUGUGUAAGCCUGUGUGA